CACUGAGGAGAUCUGUCACUCCUCCCCAACAUUUUGCCGGAGAAUAGGAAAGGAGUAGGCUCGGUCUGCGUGCAGAGGCAGAAUUGCACCGUACUACGUCUGGGAAUAUUCGUGCACGGUGGAGAACGCGCCUCACAGCUCCUCUGCUUUGAAUAGUAGGUUUGUACAGGGUUUACUAAUACUUAUCAGUUUUAUGUUAAUCAUUUAAUAAAUGCGGUUUUUUUGAGGUGGUGGAGCCUCGCUUAACAAAUCCAACGAGUUUCAAUUCAACAGUAGCCUAACCGAAUGCUAUUCAUGGAUAAUCUUCUCCGGAACAGGAAGACUUCUAGGUGGUCAUCGCUGGGCCAACAGUCUAUUUACUGUAAGUAGUGUAUUGUACGGUGUGCGUGUGCGUGUGCGUGAAUGUGUAAGAAAGAAAGAAAGUCUUCCCUGUUCUGUGAGAACCACAUUAAGAGUAACAAUGACUGCAUAGUACAACACACCAUCAGUUUCCCAUCUUAUAAAAGUUGUACCGGAAUCUGACUUGACUCUGACCGGACUCUGACCGGACUCUGACCGGACUCUGACCGGACAUGGGCAAAGACCCUCCUACCCCGGACACCAGACUUCAAACCUCCUACCCCGGGGGCCAGACCAACCCUCCUACCCCGGGGGCCAGACUACAACCCUCCUUCUCCAGAGGCCAGACUCCAACCCUCCUAUUCCAGACUCCAACCCUCCUACUCCAGAGGCCAGACUCCAACCCUCCUAUUCCAGACUCCAACCCUCCUAUUUCAGAGGCCAGACUCCAACCCUCCUAUUCCAGACUCCAACCCUCCUACUCCAGAGGCCAGGCUCCAACCUUCCUAUUCCAGAGGCCAGACUCCAACCCUCCUACUCCAGAGGCCAGUCUCCAACCCUCCUAUUCCAGAGGCCAGACUCCAACUCUCCUACUCCAGAGGCCAGGCUCCAACCCUCCUACUCCAGAGGCCAGACUCCAACCCUCCUACUCCAGAGGCCAGGCUCCAACCCUCCUACUCCAGAGGCCAGACUCCAACCCUCCUAUUCCAGAGGCCAGACUCCAAACCUCCUACUCCAGAGGCCAGACUCCAACCCUCCUACUCCAGAGGCCAGACUCCAACCCUCCUAUUCCAGAGGCCAGACUCCAACCCUCCUAUUCCAGAGGCCAGACUCCAACCCUCCUACUCCAGAGGCCAGACUCCAACCCUCCUACUCCAGAGGCCAGACUCCAACCCUCCUAUUCCAGAGGCCAGACUCCAACCCUCCUAUUCCAGAGGCCAGACUCCAACCCUCCUAUUCCAGACUCCAACCCUCCUAUUCCAGACUCCAACCCUCCUAUUCCAGAGGCCAGACUCCAACCCUCCUAUUCCAGACUCCAACGCUCCUAUUCCAGAGGCCAGACUCCAACCCUCCUAUUCCAGACUCCAACCCUCCUAUUCCAGACUCCAACCCUCCUAUUCCAGAGGCCAGACUCCAACCCUCCUAUUCCAGACUCCAACCCUCCUACUCCAGAGGCCAGACUCCAACCCUCCUAUUCCAGAGGCCAGACUCCAACCCUCCUAUUCCAGAGGCCAGACUCCAACCCUCCUAUUCCAGACUCCAACCCUCCUACUCCAGAGGCCAGACUCCAACCCUCCUACUCCAUAGGCCAGACUCCAACCCUCCUUCUCCGGAGUUCAGGCUCCAACUCUCCUACUCCAGAGGCCAGACUCCAACCCUCCUACUCCAGAGGCCAGACUCCAACCCUCCUAAUCCGGAGUUCAGACUCCAACCCUCCUACUCCAGAGGCCAGACUCCAACCCUCCUUCUCCAGAGUUCAGACUCCAACUCUCCUACUCCAGAGGCCAGACUCCAACCCUCCUACUCCAGAGGCCAGACUCCAACCCUACUUCUCCGGAGUUCAGACUCCAUUAUCUUUUGCUCUCCAUUCCUGAUACUACAGUCCUUCCAUAGAGGCUGAGGCCAGUCCAUUUAGAUUAGAAAUGAAGAGACAGGCAGGCUUCCAUAUUGAUAAUGCCGACUGUUCCUGCUUCGUGUCUCUCCAUUGCGACUGUAUCAGUCAUGUUGAUAAAUAGUUACUGGAACUGUAUUCUAACAGGCCUUCAUAUUGAUAAUGGGCCUGGUAAUAGGAUGGAGCCCAUGUCACCGGAGAGAGCUUUUAUCUCUGUCUCCUCAAAGUGCAGCAGUAACAUGAGAACAACAGCAGGGGGAUAGAGAAUGAUGCAAUUAUGCUAAUUAGCCACUGUUAGUUUAUUAUGUUGGUGUUUUCUUUUAUAUUACCCCCCACUCUCCCUCCUUCCCUCCCUCUCUCUCCCUCCUUCCCUCCCUCUC
Messenger RNA from Oncorhynchus tshawytscha (Chinook salmon), 2331 nucleotides. RefSeq names its product extensin. The record is from RefSeq and is a predicted model, not a curated record. Gene Ontology annotation, cellular component: plasma membrane; membrane raft. Bases 573 to 1934 code for a protein of 453 amino acids. Lineage: Eukaryota; Metazoa; Chordata; Actinopteri; Salmoniformes; Salmonidae. Gene Ontology annotation, biological process: intracellular signal transduction; negative regulation of T cell activation. The transcript has 2 exons.